Messenger RNA from Acanthosepion pharaonis, 456 nucleotides. The record is from the annotation of a GenBank genome assembly. NCBI's taxonomy places the organism in Eukaryota, Metazoa, Mollusca, Cephalopoda, Sepiida, Sepiidae.
AUGGCGAUCAGUGUCUUGUUGAGCCCCGCCCAUUUCACCGCGUCCAUGCCGGCAUGGGCGACGCCCUGCGACCGACCAGCCCGCCGACCAGCGCAUGACUGCUCGACGAGGGGAUACCGCGCAGCCGGUGAUGACGUUCCACGCCAUCGCCCUGCCCAGCGCGCCGAAGAUGACGGCGGGCGUGACGAUGCUCUUGUCGAUCAGGCCCUUGCCGAUCGUCUCGGCCACCGCAUGCAGGCUGGGAAAGGCGACGGUCAGGAAAUAGGCCGCGAAGUUGAAGAAGGCGGCGAACACCACGGCCGCGACCGGCGACAACAGGCGGGUCGCCACCACGGUCGCGAUCGAAUUGGCCGCGUCAUGCAGGCCGUUGAGAUAAUCGAACGCCAGCGCGACCGGGGAUCAGGCCGACCAGCAGGGGAAAGGCGAGUUCGUGCAUGGCCGCCGCCUCAGGCGUGA